Symbiodinium sp. CCMP2456 is the source of this 12165-nucleotide messenger RNA. The record is from the annotation of a GenBank genome assembly. NCBI's taxonomy places the organism in Eukaryota, Dinophyceae, Suessiales, Symbiodiniaceae.
AUGAUGAUCGCCGCAGAGCAGAUCAGGUUGUUGGACGCCAAAGAGCUGUCCGUGGCCUCUGCCUACAGCUCUUCCGACGACUUCGAAGCGAUCCAGGCAAAGAUCAAGACUUUGCUGGAGGGACAGGCGCACUUCACAGUGACAGGUGCGGCACAGAAAAAGCUUCAGAAUGUGGUGCAGCACCGAGAAGAAAGAAAAAGGGAGAUGCUGAUAAAGAUCUCCAAAAGCCGCCCUUGCUGCAACGCACGGGUGGAGCGCAGCUUCAUCAUCGACAACGGUGACCUGCUCGUGUACAGGGACCAUCAUCCCAAUGCCAAGGUCAAGGCGAUUUAUCACUUGAAAGAUGCUACCUGCUUCUACGAAGAGCCGCGCACGGCCUCUCUGCCAAAAUGGCAAGAAGGCUAUCAGAUGCGCCUCCGUGUAAUUUGUACAGACAGAGAAAAAGCUUCAAAGUCCCCGUUGUACCUGUAUUCAAAGGAUGAGGCCAAGAUUCACAGAUGGAAGCGAGCUUUCACGCUGGCCAAGGUGUUAGUAUCAGAGAACGACCGUCGGGCGCUGAAGGUGUCCAUCGGCCGUGCCACUUCCGGCGCUUUACAGAAAGCUUGGGACUCGCUGGCCAUGUACUAUGGUGAGUAUGCCAAGACGAAAGCCUUGGUGAAGAACAUGGCCAUGCGACUGAUGAAGGUUGACUACAGUCGCGGCUGGAUGAAGUUCAAGCUGGUCUACAGGAAGAAGAUGGACGAGCAGCAGCGGCGCAAAGAUCAGCAGAUCUGGGCAGCACGAUUCAUGUCUGAGAAGCUCACGAAGUUGGGCAAGCAGAAAGCCAAAGAACUCGACGACGUCCGGGAGGGCGUGAUCACGCGCAUCCAGCAGAGGUUCCGCAGCUACCGGGAAGACAUGAUCUUCGACCGAACGUACCCGCUGACCUCCAGCAUGAUGGCAAGGGUGCAAUCUGCCAAAGUGGGUCAAGUAGUUGACUACUCCAUGCAGACCGUCUCUGCAGACGAUGUUUGCCAUUUGAGCCUCAAGGUGAAUGCUGACAAGACGAAAGAUGCGGACGCGAAGGGGGACUCGAACGACACCAAUGGCCCCUCCGGGAACAAUGACAAGGCCGCGCAGUUGAAUCAGGCUUUUGAGAAGUGGAGCAAGGACAAAGACGUCCUGCGGUCCACAUCGCCGGGCUACUCGGCGCUCCAAGAUGGAAAUCUCUCACUUCAGACGGUGUUGGUGUACGCUUCCGACAACCUGUCGGCACUGUUUUUUGCGGACCAGCAGCCUACCGAUGGCAUCGCCGUUCUGAACAAGACGGACUGGUCCAAGUUCAUCAACAUGGACCGGAUUUCCAGUGUCGUUCUGCAUUCCGAACCACGGCCAGGAGCCGGCCAGACGAAUGGCGAUGCCGGUGUCUGGUGCACGAUCAAUGGGCCACGAGUGGCAUGGGAUCGGCGGCUGGCUAUGCAAUCCGGCAAGAAAGAGGUUUUCGGAGCCGAAACGAACCUCACCGUCGCCUCGGCCAUCGCGCAGGCCAAGCCCCUCCACUGGCUCCAGUUGGAAGGCAGACUCGGCAGAGUGACGCUGUCAGAGAAGAAGGUCGAAGGGGAGGAGCCUGUCCCGUUCAAGUUCAAGACCAAGGCGGUUCUUCACCUCCUGGGCUGGUCCUAUGAGUCUAAGGAGGUGGAGGGCAACAACCCUGACUAUGAGCUGACGGUGAAGGGUGCCGUUCCGGUUUCUUCGGAGAAGUUCGUGUCCCUGGACGACAGCGAGGUGGGCGUAGAGAUCUUCCAGGUCAUUCCAGAAGAGGAGGUUGAGGUCCCCGGCAACAAGAACCCUGGAGACACCUUCACCAAGGAGAUCAGCGGAAAGAUCUAUCACAUCCUCGUGCCUGAGGGCGCAAAGCCAGGCUCCUUCUUCAAGGUGGCACUGCCGUCGAGUGACAACUCCAAGGCAGUAGAUGUCCCCGUGAAGUACCCGGAUGACAAGAAACAGACCACCUGGACUCAGAAGGUGCUUGGGAGGGAAUACCAGCUCAACGCUCCCGAAAGGAAGGACGGUGAUCCAGGUGAAAUGACGAUCUCGGUGGCGGAGGCUUCAGAUCCGGCGGUGAAGGAGGGCCGCCGGCUGUUGUACGCCGGCUGUGAGUCCUUGACGACACUGUUCAAUGUCACACCCAAGGAGGACGGCUCCCCCCUGGAUUUCUUCAAGGUCCUGACGAGCGGGGCGAAACCUGAGCAGCUUCAGCUGUUCGAGCCAGGUGCCCUGGUUGAGAUCAAGGCAGACGAGAAAGACAAAGACAAGUCCAUGGAGGUGAAGGUCACAGCCGACCUCGGCAUCACCUGCAAGGGCCUCCCCGACAAACCUGCCGAAACUGUGACCGGUGCUGAGAACCCCUCCACGCAGUCUAUGCCAUGCGUAUCGCCAGAGCUUGUGGGAGGCGGGGUCAACACCACGCUGUACUCUUGCAACCGCGCAGCCUGGUUCGACCCGGGCCUCGGGGCCGGCAAGUUCCGUCCCGACCAUGUGGCGAACUAUGUCGAGUUAAAACUCUCCUCCUUGACAUUCCCAAUCUCCGACAAGUGGAGCGAUGCAGAGGCGAAGUCCAUGUACUACGUGCGAGCUCGAGUCUGCGGUGUCGCGGUGACCAGUACCGCUCUCCACCGGCCAAAUCCGGUCUGGUCCAAGGUGCUUCCGUCGCAUCUCGUGGACCCCAGCCAGAUCCGCUUCGAAGGCCAACAGCUGCUUCUCCCAUUGCCAGCUGGAUGCUGGGCUGGUGACGACCCGGAACGCACAGAGAUGCGGAAGGUCCGCAUUGAGGUUGUCAAGGCAAGCUACAAGGACAGUGGGUCCGUCCUCGACUUCGACAGCUUCGCCGGCACAGCAGGAGCGGCACCAAAGAACACAUACUCCGAGAAGGUGGUCUUCAAGGCUGCUCUGACAUUCGACAAUCACAUGCUCGUGGACAUGCAGAAGCAGCUGGGCCUGUUCCUGACGCGGCCUGAUCAACAGGUCAAGGAGGCUGCCCCGAAGCAUUUCAGCCCUCAGCCGCUUGAAGCCUUGGGUUGGGUAGGUGUCGACAUUCCCAUCAGGAAGGUCAGCCCGAGGUUGUACAAGGGUCGACUGGGCGACAAUUCAGAGAGCAACCAAGAGCGAGGAGCUGUAAGCCAAGCUGUCAUGGGCCAGUCCGGCCACAAAAGCGCCCUGUGCAUCGGUGACAAGGCUAUGCUGGUGGUGGAGGAGCCUUUCCUUUACCCGAAGGAUGCGGCGGACUUCCGGAAGCAGUUCUGCGUUGGCGACUUUGUCAAAGGCAAGAAGGAUGGACAACCGUGGCGUGUUGAACUCCGCGAACCGUGCCUGAGCAGCGAGUACGCCGAAAGCGGACUUGGCGACCUGGUUCCGAAGCGGCCGUUCAAGCAGAGCUUCAUCCCCACUUUCUGCGACGACAUCAUCCCCCACAAGUAUGUCAUGCCCUUGUCGGAGAAAGAGUUCCUGGACAAGCACAAGCCGGGUUUCUUCAAUCGCAUUCUGGAUGACAUGGCUUCGAAAGCAUCAUCCGACCACACGCUGCCGUACCGGUCUGGCCCCAACAAGCCAGUCGUAUCUCAUCUCGAGCACAUGAACCGACACGUGCCUGUGACGAUCCUGGCUAUGUAUGCGGACAGUGGCAACGGUGCCACGUGUGAUGUGGAGCCCCUCGACAGUAUGAGGGCUUCUUUGUGGUUGGAUCUCUUUGAAAUUGUCACUAGAACGGAGACCGGCCGUUACAGUGGUGGCGCACAGGUGUGUCCUGGCUACAGGUUUGCUUUUCCUGGCAAGCUGGAGAAGCUGGAUCGCAAAGGUAAGGGUGGGGAGGCGCUGCCCCCGCGGUUCAUUCUCAAGCAGGUGCCAGCAAUCCUGCUGAAUGCUGUCCACUAUUCCGGCAUCAACGUUUACGAUGCUUUGUUUAAGGCAACUUCGGAUGUCAUCCAAGCGCCGCCACCUGCCAACGAGUUCGAUCCUCGCUCCUACGAGGCCGGGGGAGGAAACGAAAUGAAAGGCGCUGCGCAGUUGGAGUCUCAGUUGCCGUUUCGGCGCGGGUACAAGCUCGCAGCGGGCCCGCUUCCUCCCGAUGCUAGCACGUCGGCCUGCACGUACGAGUUCAAUGUCCGUGUGCGCUUCCCCAGCGAGUACGAGAUGUAUCAGUUCGUCGCCAUGGUGCGCAAGUGUGUGCGCGUGGACCACUACCAGCAGGCAUCGAAAAUGAUCGAGUACCAGAAGCAAACUCAGAUGACGACCCCUCAGCUCAUGCGCCAUCCCGGGCUGCAGAAAAGCGGCGGGCAAUUGGACGUGCUCCUGGUGGAAGCUCGCCGACUUCAGCCGCUGCAGUCGGCUCUUAACACGGUGCUUACCUCGGACCCCAUCACUCUCUACGAGUCGUGGUCAAAGGGCCGUUCCGAUGUGGACCCGUCGCAGUCGAAUCAAAUGGUGGAUGCGAACUAUCUGCCAGAGCUCCUCGGUACCACGGAUGGCCAGGCGGUGAAGGGCACACCGGAAGGAAGCUCGAUUGGGACCUUCGUCAACUUCAGGAUGCUCCACAACAAGGAGGUCAUUCCAUACCGUGGGACGAACAAGCAAGUGUCCCCGGUCAUCUCGGGUACCGACAGCCCAGUUUGGUCCAAGCUGCCUCAGCUGGAGAGUGUGGGAGGCUGGACGUUCCGCACCGGCAUUAUCGAUCCCGAGAAGUACCCGAAAUUGCUGAUUGAGUUCGAGGUGAUGAAAGCAGGGAUGUCUCCGAGUCGCAUCGGCGUCAUCCAGCUUCCGGUGACUGAAGAGCAGUUCCUGACGAAUCCCAACCAGAUGUUCAAAAACCUUUGGCUCCCACUGGUCAGCGUGAAGGAUGGCGAGCUUACACCCAACAUCACGGGUGAGAUCCACGUCCUCACUCGUUGGCUGCCGGUAGAGAUGAAGCAGGUGUUCGCCGACGGUCAGGAGAAGAUGCAGCUCUCGGUUCGGUCUAUGUUCUUAAAGGACAUCUGGAGCAAGGUCUGCCAGCCGAGAAUUCGCGAGCCGAUUUACGGUGUGGAAGCCAUGUACCACGCUUUCACCUACAAUCCGAACCUCGUCCGGCUGAGGGACAAGGAGGGCACGAAGUCUCCGGAGACUUUGAAGGACAACGCUCGAAGACACGUCGAGGAGUUGUCGAACUGCGUGCCUUACCUGGAGUGCCUGGAGAGGCGUCAGCUCAAUGCCUGGAACAUUUUCCAGGCAGAGCUACAAGAUCGCGGCUACGAAGGCCGCAGCAUCGGGGAGCUGCGUCUGUUGUGGCAGCAGAACGAGGACCAGGCAAUGCUAAACAAGCUGCAGCAGCUAGUCCUCAGAGGUGUGCCCAGCGCGCUGCGGCCGCAAGUGUGGGCAGAGCUCACGCUGGCCAGCCGCGUGGCGACGCAGGACGGAGCUACGUACGGCCGCGAUCCGGAGGCGAGUGGCGAAGAUGCUGCGGAACAGGUUGUCACAGCUCUGCUUGCCGUGGAAGACAGCGGCAUUGCCUACUGCGAGAGCUUGCUGGUGCUGGCUUUCUUCCUCCUCUUGCCGCAAGGCUACAAGGAGGUGGCGUCGUCGAGCUACACAGGGGAGGGGCUCACCCACCCCACCGAGAGCUCCGUCUUCUGGCUCCUGUACACCCUCAUCUGCACACGGACGAAUGGGGUCUACCGCGAGUACUAUGGGAUGCCACUUCAGCCGGAGCAAGACCCCAGCCAGACGGAGCUGGUGGGUGGCAGUGGGGCCAUACAGGAUGUGCACCUCUUGGAAUGUGCUGUGGCCUACCACGACAAGGAGCUCUACCAGUGCAUGUCGGCGAUGGGUUUCGAUCUCUCCACCGUCUUCUACGGAGCAUUCAUGAGGUGGUUUGCAACGUAUAUGCCGACGGCCAGCGUAUUCAGGCUCUGGGAUGCUUUGCUGCUGCAGUCGUCGAAUCCAAAAGCGCAGCCUCAUGCACGUGCAAACCUGAUCGAUCUGGGCUUCGCCUCCCUGCGUGCCAAGCGGACGGAGCUGAUGUCCUGCCAGUCUGCUCUGGAGAUGCGCAGUGUCGUUCUGGGUUUCCUGGCCUCGCUGUAUGACACAGGCACCGUCAUUGACUUGAUCCACUCAGCGCACUGCUUCUUGUGGGGCGGUGGUGGCUUCAGCAGUGGCAAGGUCGCAGUUCUUUGGACCAAGCGAGAGGAGCUCUUUACAGGCGCCAAUACCAUCACGAAGAACCAGAACCGGGUGCUGAAGCGAAUCGCGCACGAGGGCGUUGUGGGAAGGCAGGUUGCACAGGUGAUUCCGGCUGUGCGGGUUAGCCUCGAGUCGGCACGGAAGCGCGGCGAACCGAAGCACUGGGCCCGUCCUUCCGGGCUGAGUGGUUCCAGAAAGCUUGUUGUUGCCAGAUCCCUGAUCUUCCAGUUGCUUCUCCAACCAAUGCGAUGCGCUGGCUUUAUGGGUAAUCAGCUUCUGACACUGCCCCAGCUUGAGCCGUGGAGUGUUCACUUCUAUGGCCUGCAAGAGCCUUGCAACCACCAGCAGUGGCCAAGCGGUGUGCCCCACCGUAAAGGUGCUCACUGCUCCCCGAACUACUGGCCAAAGACCACCACCAAUCACUCCAACCGUUUUCUAACAGCUUUUCACGUUGCCCUCCAGACCAUUGUCGGCCUUCAAACUGUGUCACAUCCUCAUCUUCAGAUUUGCUUGAGAAGUUCCAGCGAUUUCACGACGUCUCCUGUAGGAGUCAUGCAUUACCAGUCUGCCUGCCGGACUUUGCGCCACUCCGAGGCGAUACCCAUUCCGGGUUGGCCCGAGUUCGUCAUCAGGAAAGGUGAUCCGGAUCAGCUACAGCAGGCAACGAGAGUUUUGAAUGUCACCGGCUCGGACGAUACCUGGGAUGGAGCCGCUGGAUGUAUCGCAGUCGGACUGCCUGACUGCCCCAUUGUGUACAGUCGCGACCAACCGCUGGAUCAUGUGAGUCUCAACGACAUCUUUGCUGCUUUGAUCUGCAGCUCCCGCGGGACCGUCUCGGAGAAGGCAGCCGCACUCUUCGACCUUUACUCCUAUACGGCUCCGCGAGGCAACGAGCACCACAUCACCCCUCUCAACCGCGUGUCGAAGCGUGCUGCAGCCUCCGCCCUCGCCGAUGGUGGAGACCUGGGCCGAGUCCUGGCACCGACCUGGGGUGAGGAUCCGGAAGAGAAGGACGCGAAACAGAACAAUGUGCUCAAGUUCACGGUCUACACCAGCUACCCAGCUGAUGCCGUCCUUGGCCACGUGCUGAUACCUUCCCUCUCCCCGUACGUCAGCAGCAGCCGGCCUGUAGCGGUGCUGCUGAGCCAGUGGCCAGGAGCUACAACAUCUGGGGACGCAAACCCAGGUUCACUUGCGUGGGUAUUUAAACUGUGCUUCUUCCUGCAGCUUGAAGCCGAAUUUGUAAGAGUCCGCCCGAGGAAUGGCCUGGACCCUUUAUCCAUCUCCAGGGCGGCGAACAACACCGCGGCCUCCAACCCCAACAUGGCAAACAACAACGCCGGCGGUGGUGACCAGAACAGGCUGGUGUGUUUGGGCGAGAUCAACAUGGCCCUGCAAUGGCGCGAGGCGAGCCCCAAGACGCCUCAUCAAGGGCAGCUGACGAUCCUCGUCAAGCACGUGAAGUUCCAGGGCUACUACAUCAUGGAGGACUACAACGUGAACCCCCGCAUCACGGUGUCCCUCAGCCAGGAAACAACGGGAACAGAUCGCAACUGGGUGGACAUCAAGAGAUGGGACCCACGUGGGGUCUUCAAGAAAGAUGCCGUGUCCGUGACCAAGCAGGGGGCCUUCGGUGGCGUCAUCGAGUUCGAGCGGACCAUGAAGAAGAAGACGUAUGGAGGCGGAAGGGAACUUGGGCAGUGGAUCCGGCAUGGUGACGGCCAGGGCUAUGUGGCCGGUGAGGGCAAGGAGAGCGGCAAAUGGGAGUGGAACAAGACCUGGGGUCUGCAGCACUCCCCGCCGGAUCUCCGGGUUCACCCUGACUUUGUGCAGAACGAGUCGCGCAGGAACACGAUUGACAUGACGGGCGUCCGGCUUAUCGUCUCCCAACUCUUGCAGAGGUGCCUGCUGAACAUGUCCAACAGGCAGGCUCUCCUGAUUGCAGAUAGCAUCUUCAAUCGUGCCGGGGCUGUACCUGGUAUCGCACAAGCCGUUCUCGUGAAAGCGAGCAACGCCGAUUUCGGUGUUUACGCCGACAAGAGGACUUGGCUUUGUGAGCAUGGCUUGGCGCAGAUCCUGGAGAAGCUUACUACUGCGCACCCCUACGUGGACGUGACAAAGGAGAUUGUUCUGGAGCACGAGCGGCAGGUGUCUUCCAACGGUGGCAACAUCAACCUCUUCGCCUCGAGCUACAUGAAGGAGAAGCUCAACUUAAGCGCAAUGGGGAUUUCCGACCCCUAUGUGAAGGAUAACAAGAUUCUGUUCAUCCGCUACAUCCGUGCUGGUGACGGCCAACGAUGCACACAGGCCGUCGCGGUUGACCCGGAUGGCAGUGUGACGCCCGAUUCGGAGGUGAAGAUGGACCUCCUCGCCACCGAAGGUCCCAGCGAUGAGGAGGGCUUCCUCGUUCCCGGAAAGCGUCUCUACCUCACCUACGAGGGUGCGAAAAAGCACAACCUCAACAGCGCUGAGAAAACCUGCUUCAAGAGGAUCUCCACGAGUACCACUGGAGACAAGACGAGGACUGUGGUGCACCUCGAGUUACCGAACGUCCUGGACAGCAUGGACAUUCCCAAAGAGAUUAUGGUCGACCUCGUGGACAUAUGGGAGUGGGAGCGUAUUCCUUUAAAGCAGGUCUUCCUCGCCGACGGUGCGAAGGUCAAAGUGAAGAAGGUUUCCACCACAGCCCUAAAGACCAGCGUAGACGUCGAGCUGCUGGAGAAGCGGGAAGUUACACUGAACCCGGAGCACAUACAGGUGAAGAUGGACCUUCGCGCCACUGCAGGUCAAAGUCAGCAGGUGCUUGCCCCUGGAACACGUGUCCAUCUCACAAACGAGGGCGCGCGCAAGCACAACGUUGCCGCCACUGAGAAAGCGCUUAUUCAGAAGGCCUUCAACGACGAGCAGAAGACCAUCGUACACCUCCAGCUGCCGGACAAGAAAGACGAGAGUGGAGCUGCCAAAGAAAUUCAAGUGGACCUUGUGGACAUUACUGCCAAGGAGUGGGAGAGUGUUCCUUCAAAGCAGGUCUACCUCACCUCCCUGGGCGCACAAAAGCUCGAUAUCUCCGACAGUACAGUUGCAAGGGUCACGGUCACGGUGAAGAAGGUGUCCACUACGCAAGACCAGAAGACCAGCGUGCUCGUCGAACUGUUAGUCCCCAAAGAAAAAACAGUCGACCCGGCGGACUUACAGGUCAAACUGGACCCAUCUGCAGAGCAGGGUGAGGAGCUUGCUCCGGGAAGACGCGUCUACCUCAGCUACGAGAGCGCGCGCAAGCACAACGUCGACAGCAAUGACAAGACCUACGUGAAGAAGGUUGCGGCUGCGAAAGACAACAAGAACAAGACCAUGGUAUACCUCGAGCUGCCGGACGAAAAGGAAGUGGCCGUCGAGCCUGUGGAGAUCCAGACCAAGCCACCUUCCUGGUCGAUGAGCCGUGUGUCAAAGCAGGAGUUCAUUGCGUGCUUCACCGCUUCCCCACUCCUGAGCGAAUCGAUUCGCCGACUGGGAUGCACUACGCACGAGUUGCACGAGACGCGGCCGAUCCCUCUGGAGGUGACAAUCAUGGAUCCGCACCAUGAUGAUGUGUUCCAGGAGCUGGAGGAAUCCGUCAACAUCGGCCAGUCACUGUUGAUCGAGGUCUGGGACUCCGACUUUAUGGGCAUGGACUUCCUUGGAGAGGCGUGGCUGCCCCCACUCUCCGAGUUCGGGCCACGCCCGAAGGACAUCGUGUUGCCGCUCCAGCCGGUGAGCUAUAGCCCUGACUCGGAGAAUGGGCCGUCCCGGCACGAUCCCAAGAAGGACCUCAAGGACGAUGGUACAAAUCCGAACAUGAAGGUGACCGGCGACAUCUUCUUGACGGUGAGCUGGAACUACCCCACAAUUGAGGGCAGAGGGCUGGACGUCGAUGUGGAAACCUGGCUCGCAAUGUUGGAGCAAAAGUACAUAAAGGCAAAGACCCUGAAGCCGGGUGAGCUCACCAAGUAUCAGGAGCCGAUCAUCGACAAUUUUCGGACAGUGCGAAACAUCAGGGAGCAGAUGGUGGAGAACAAAGCACCCUUCCAGCUGAAAGCCAACUUCUUCAGCACGCUGAAAAUCACAGAUUCGAGAGUGAAGAAGAUCCUGAACGACUGGUUCAAGGACCAGCUGACCGAGACCAUCCAGGGCCGAGGGCUCCAGCAGGAGCACAAGCACAGCGGAAUCCUGACCGUCCGCAUUGAAAGGGCCGAGCGCCUAAGGCGCGCGGACGCGAAGAAGCUGAUGGACUGCGAUCCGAAAGCUCUUCUCUGGGUGCGCAACGACGUUCAGGGAUCCUGGCGUAAGAAGCCGUUGAUGCAAACCGGCCGGAUCUCCAACAACCGGAAUCCUCGGUGGGGCUUCGAAGACAGCAAGACCAUCUUCACCGGAUCCUUCGAGGCCAGCAUUGUGGCGACGGCCUGGGGGCACCUAGUAGCCUCCUUAAGAGCCAUUGACAUCAAGGUAGCUGAGGAGGCUGACAAAGAUGGCAAGGCAGGCAGCGGCAAGGAUAGCGAUGACUUCAACGUUCUGGACCUGCUGCGUCACCUCCAGGAGCAGGAGGGCUAUGAGGUCUACGACAUCUUCGAACGGGGCAGGGAGCGGGUUCCCACACAGGUUCGGCUUUGGCUAGAGGACAAAGAGGAUUGGCUUGCCACGUCCGAUGCAUCGAAGUCUAUCGACCCUUCGGCGAACCAGGAGAGCGAUGCCUCCGGCGACAAGGACGGCGAGGCCAAGGCAGCGCAGGCCUCAGCAGACCUUCGCGAAGGGCAGUCCAUGGGGAAGGCCCGACGCGGAAAGGAUUUCCUUGGCGCCGAUUCGAUGGCCCUUUCGAUUCCUUUGUUUAACGAAGCAAAACCAUCAAGCUUCCCGGAUGACACAGGCAAAGGCCCGAGAAUGAAAUUGACACAGGCACCUCCGCCGCCACCUUUCGGCAAGCGGCUGCACUGGCUUCCUCCGGCAACUUUGGACAACACCAUCUUUGAGGAGAGAGAGAGACGGGUUCCAGAGGUUGACCGAGCUGCAGCCGUGGGACAAGGUCGUAGCACUCCCAGCUCAAUGUUGAAUGGGUUGGUAACAGCAGUGACUGUUGGACAUGCUCCAGUGUUGCAUAUGCAUAUCCACAACCAGCAGCCGUUGAUACCUUCAAGUUGCCUUCAAGGGGCAGCCUGGGUGCGAGCAAUGCAGUCUUGGAAGGUUGUGCUCUUCCUGCUUUGCCAGGCCACUGGCCUGAAGUACAAUGAAGCUCCUGAGUGCACCGGAGACGUCACGGGUGCAACCCCUGUGGCCUGUGACGAGCUGGGAACAGAUGGGUGUGACGGCAAGUACACUUCGGUGGAGGGUGGUGUCUACUCCCAGUGUAAAGUGUCAGGUUUGAACUGCCUGGCCGUGGGCCCACUCUGCAAGAAGCCGGACACUUCUUCCAUGACCUGCUCGAGCUUGUCAGAUUGCGAGGGCAAGGGCUGGAAAAAGGCGUGGACGAGUGGGACUGCCACGACGUUUUCGGAAGACUUGGGCAAGUAUGUGCUCUUGGGCUAUGUCAAAGACAACGGGGAGAUGUCCCAUGCCUGGUUUUUCAAGACGCCGGACAGCUGGAAGUCGACCCAUCCCUACAAGCUCCAGCACGAGGGCGAGAUCAUUGAAGCCAUCCGCUCUACUGAUGGAAAGACCUACGAGGGUGAGCUCGUUUCGGACAAGUCCAACUAUGGCGGAGGCUGCGAGUGUGGGAAGGGCUCGGGCUCCUGGGGUCGUAUCUGCCUCCGCAGCAAGACACCCCCAUCCGGCGGCUGGAAGUGCACCGGCAAGGGAGGUGCCGUGCCAGAAGAGAUUGACUUCCCCUAUGUCCGGGGAUAUGGCAACGGCAAUGGCUGCGGCAGUUCCAGCUUGAGCUACUUCAAUUGGAACUCUGGCACCAACUUCUGCAGCAAGGGCUUUAAGGUCUUGAUCAUGACGAAGUAG